Aspergillus mulundensis is the source of this 1839-nucleotide messenger RNA. Its product is annotated as WD40 repeat domain-containing protein. Gene Ontology annotation, cellular component: cortical actin cytoskeleton. The transcript is spliced from 3 exons. Lineage: Eukaryota; Fungi; Ascomycota; Eurotiomycetes; Eurotiales; Aspergillaceae. The record is from RefSeq and is a predicted model, not a curated record. Bases 1 to 1839 code for a protein of 612 amino acids. Gene Ontology annotation, molecular function: actin filament binding. Gene Ontology annotation, biological process: actin filament depolymerization; positive regulation of actin filament depolymerization.
AUGUCAAUCAAGAAUGAGGCCAUCUGGGCUGCCAGCCCCUCCACCACGAGGGGACAACCCACCCAGCUAUCUUCCGAUGCUAAAGGCGAACGUCUCGCAUAUGCGUCAAAUAAAUCCAUCUUUCUCCGGUCCAUUGAUGACCCCGCAGUUGCUCGUCAAUACACCGAGCAUAAAGUGCAAACAACUGUCGCCCGGUUUGCACCCUCGGGAUUCUAUGUCGCGAGCGGAGAUGCAAGUGGAAUAGUUAGAGUCUGGGAUUGCAUCGGUGAAGGGAUCACCAAGGGUGAAUACAGCAUUGUCAAUGGCCGAAUCAAUGAUCUUGCGUGGGACGGUGAUUCGCAGCGAAUAAUUGCAGUGGGAGAUGGAAAGCAAAGAUAUGGCCACUGCAUCACUUGGGAUAGCGGCAAUACUGUGGGCGAAAUUAGCGGACACACCCAAGCAAUCAACGCUGUUUCCAUCCGCCAGCAGCGCCCACUGCGUGCAGCUGCCGCCGGCGACGAUAAGAAUGUGGUCUUCUAUCAUGGGGCACCGUUCAAGUUCAACACUGGCAUCCGUGACAAGCAUACUAAUUACAUCUACGGCGUUGACUUCAGUCCCGAUGGCUCUACGUUAGUCAGCGUUGGUGCUGACAAGAAGAUUUGGCUAUACGACGGUAAAACUGGAGAGGUGAGGGGCCAGAUUGGAGAAGCGGAACACAAGGGAAGUAUUUUCGCGGUGUCAUGGUCCAAGGAUUCGCGCAAAUUUGUCACCGCAAGUGCUGACAAGACUGUCAAAAUUUGGGACGUGGAGGCAGGAAAGGUCACACAGAAUUGGAACAUAGGUGGUGAGGGAAAUAGCGACUUCCUGAAUCAGCAAGUCGGCGUGGUCUGGCCGUCAGGCAGGAGCGACUACCUGCUCAUCAGUUUGUCAUUGAGCGGUGACCUUAAUUACCUUGUUGAAGGUACACCGGAACCGAGACAGGUAAUCCAGGGUCAUCAGAAGAACAUCACGUCUUUGACUACGCCUGGAUUUAACAGUGGAGAUGAAACACUGUGGACGGGAAGUUUCGAUGGAAGAGUGUGCGGUUGGGAUGUGCCUACUGGUAAAGCGGCGACAAUCAAAGGAGAAGGCUCAUCCUCGUAUAUCGCAGGUCUAACAUCGACCCAAGAAGGCGCUGGGAGGAUUUAUAGUGUUGCCUGGGAUGAUACCAUCCGUUCCGUGGACAUUGGCGCUAAAACGUACUCCGGGGGCUCUUCCAAGUUGUCUGGACAACCCAAAGGAAUCGCUGGCGGAGGCGCGACCGUUCUAGUGGCCAAUUCUGAUAACAUAGAGAUCCACAAAGAUGGGCAAAAAGUUGGCGACUUCAAAACGAGCUUCUCUGUAACUGCUGUGGCUGCUCAGGGCAGCGUGGCAGCAAUUGGAGGAGAAGAUUCGACUGUUCAAAUCUGCGAUAUUUCUGUAUCAUCUCUGACGCCGCAGCGAGAUUUCAAGGCGUCGCGCGACGUGGUAUCAGCCCUGGCCUUCUCGCCAGAUGGUUCCAAUCUGGCUAUUGGUGACUCUCGAGGGCGCGUGCUUGUAUACAAGGUUUCGGAUGGCAGCCUGGUGAUUGACCGAUGGACGGCACACACAUCGCGAAUUACCUCUAUUUCCUGGAACGACAAUGGAGCCCAUAUUGUCAGUGGUGGGCUGGACACCAACAUCUUUGUUUGGAGCUUGACCAAUCCGGGAGACUGGCUGCAGGUGUCCAACGCUCAUAAAGAGGGGGUCAACGGUGUUGCGUGGAUCGCUGGUGGCUCGAAAGUGGCCUCCGCUGGAGCUGAUGCUGCAGUCAAGGUGUGGCAGGUUGAAGGAUUGAAAUAG